Molecule: messenger RNA, 2166 nt
Organism: Didymodactylos carnosus
Lineage: Eukaryota; Metazoa; Rotifera; Eurotatoria; Philodinida; Philodinidae
Source: the annotation of a GenBank genome assembly
AUGGAGGGGAGAGAUCUUUGCGCCGUACAACGUAACUCGUCGCGCAACUUCCUAUUGGCAAUAGGAAAAGUCUAUCACAGUCAAUGUGAUGCUGAUUCAAAACACUUUACGUUGACACCAAUAACUAUUCAUGUGGCUGGUCAAUGUUUAAUUUCGACAGGUCAUUACAAAAGGGUGUAUGAUACUAAAGUGCUAUAUCCAUUCACUCGUCCAUUAGUGGAACGUUCAUCUGAUGACUUCAAACGUUUUGCAUUAGAGGAUAGUCCGCAAGAUGAUUGUUUCGACCAUUAUGGGAUGUCUGUUAUAUCGGAAUUAUACGACCACGAUCUACCCUCUGCAAUUAUGAUAGACUAUUUACAUACGUCGUUAUUAAGACAGACAAAGACUAUCAUCACACAUUUACGAGAGCUGUUAUCGAUCAGUGAACUAGAGCGAUUAGAUAAACUGUUAAAACAUCAAUUGUUUCUCCAUACUUUUAACCGUAGACUACCAUCAUGUCUAAAUUUAGCCUAUGUGAAAGGAAGUGAAUUAAGAAAUUUGUUGCUGUAUGCUAUGAUACCAAGAUUAAUUGAUUUUUUUGAAAUAGAACUUGUCUCAUUUUUGUAUCUUUUCGUUUGUGGUGUUCGACUACUUCACGGAUCGCCCGGUGUAGCCGUCGAUCAAUGUGUUCGACAACAACUAUCAUCACAGCUCUUCGACAACUAUCAAAGUGAGUGCGGCUAUAAACGCUUUACUCUAAACAGUUCUUACAGGUGAAAAACGGAACGGUGGCUAAUUUAACUGGAAAAGUUGUGGAUCCAGAAACCAGACACGGGCUAGAUAAUUCAUCAGCUAAUUCGUACCUAUAAACGGAACUAAAUUAAGUCAUCUAAGGUAGUUUGAUCCUAGGAAGCUGGCUCUGGGGCGAGAAGUCCUCUUUUAAGGGUAUCCUCCCUCUUUUUUGAGUCGGCGAUUAUAUUGCACUUGUAAAUGGGAUUGGGCUGAAACUUUUACCAGCUAUUGGUUUUAUCUAUACCUCCACACUAUUUUGGAAUUUUUGAGUUUUGGACAAGUUUUUCGAGGGUUUUCUAGAAAAUCUCAGUUCGAUCAAACGAAAUUUCGUGGGGCUCGUAAUGUACCGGGGUUGCGAUUCAUCGUUCACGCUUGUUUACGUAGAAAAGCUAUGAAUCGGUCAGAAUUGGACCAGGAACGCCGGGAACCAUCGCAGUUUAUAGACAACAAUUUUCUGUAGAAAACUGUCGGCUCAUACAAAUUUUUCCGUUCUGUUAGAAUGAAAAAAAUUUUAAAAGUGAAGUUUUUUUAUUUUUUUGCACAUCAAGCGAAAAUUUUAAAAGACUCAUAACUCCGUAAUGGAGGGUCGUAGAGGCUUGGGAGAGGUCUCAUUUUGUAGAGCAUCGUGCAAUCUAUACGACUAUGCUCUCUUCUUAAAAUCGAAUUUUUUUAUCAAAAAAGAGCGGUGGGGUACCCUUAAUCCAGUUGCUUUGCUUUAUUUGGCUGAAGAUAUGAAUAUGGCUGCGUUAAACUGAUCAUGUCGAAAAAAAUCUCAAAAAUUCUUAAAACUGUCAAAGUUUUCGUAAUAUUUUGGACGUUUUUAAGAAUUCCUGCAGAGCCGGACAAGUCACGGGUUUUCCAAGUCAAGUCAAGUCGCAAGUCAUGACUUGGAAUUUUUAUUUUCCGUAAAAAAAUGCCCACAGCGAAGCUGGGCAGGUUACAAAUCUUCUACGAGCUUCGACAUUUUGUUUAGAUACGAUGUUUGUUUUUCGUAUUUCCAGAAAAGAUGUAUUUCAAAAGAUAAUCAUAAAAAAAGGCAAUGCUCUAAUGAGUCUAACAUAGUUCAAAAACAAAUCACAUGUAAAUAAUACACACGUAGCACGAGCACUUACGGGGAACCUUUCGAGGUGUAACCUUUCGAUUCCAAUGAUUUGUACAUGGAUCGAUAGAUCUCAGUGAGGUAGUAAAUGCCCUAAAACGAUUCGUGCCGAUGACUCUUAAAGACCCGGUUUUCUGGAAAACCAGUUUUUCAGAAACUCUGAAAAAUAACUCACGAGGGAACUUCCCCAACUGAUUCCUCGCUUUUGACUCCGUCUUUUGGCCAUAAGUAGAUCUUGAUGAGACUAAGAAAACUCUAAAACCGUUUGUGCUUAUGGCCCUUCGUUUCCGAGAUAU